Molecule: messenger RNA, 1076 nt
Organism: Cyprinodon variegatus (sheepshead minnow)
Lineage: Eukaryota; Metazoa; Chordata; Actinopteri; Cyprinodontiformes; Cyprinodontidae
Gene: hoga1
Product: 4-hydroxy-2-oxoglutarate aldolase 1
Exons: 6
Coding region: 147-1007 (286 amino acids)
Biological process (GO): N-acetylneuraminate catabolic process
Molecular function (GO): N-acetylneuraminate lyase activity; 4-hydroxy-tetrahydrodipicolinate synthase activity
Source: RefSeq, a predicted model, not a curated record
CAAUGCUGACUGCUUAACUUUUAGACUUUCAAAUAAGUUCCUGACUAAUGUUUAAAUUGCAGUUAGAGAUUAACUGAGCAGCAGCUGCAGGCAGUCCCACAGGAAGCCCCGCAGCGAGCAGACCGAUCCACUCUGACCGCCCCGCCAUGCACCGUGUCCGGGCCUGGACACGCGUGGCCCGCCUCUGCAGCGUGGAGUACCACGGAGCGUGGAAAAGAGGCCUGAGUCAGACAGCAGCCGCUUCCAGGCUGGAUCUCAGCGGCAUUUAUCCGCCUAUUGCCACUCCGUUCACCGCCAAGGAAGACGUGGAUUAUGAGAAGCUGGAGGAAAACCUGCAGAAAUAUGCAGAGAUCCCUUUUAAAGCCACCAGAGCAACACUCCGGCUCACGGAGAAGAUGGCGGCGGCCGGAGCAGAUGCAGUCCUGGUGGUAAACCCUUGCUUCUACAAGGGCAAGAUGGACAGCCGCGCUCUAAUUCAUCAUUUCUCAAAGGUGGCAGACAGCAGCCCAGUGCCGGUGGUUCUGUACAGCGUGCCGGCCAACACGGGCUUAGAACUGCCUUUGGACGCCGUGGUGGAGCUCGCUCAGCAUCCAAACAUCCUGGGCCUCAAAGACAGUGGAGGAGAUAUUACACGGAUCGGCCUGAUUGUUCACAGAACCAAGGCGCAGGAUUUCCAGGUCUUAGCGGGCUCAGCGGGGUUUCUGAUGGCUGCCUAUUGUGUUGGUGCUGUUGGUGGAGUGUGCGCCUUGGCCAACGUGCUGGGACAGGAGCUGUGUGAACUGGAGCGUCUGUGUCAGUCUGGGCAUUGGGGGGCAGCAAAAGUCCUGCAGCAGCGGCUCAUCGAACCCAACGCAGCUGUGACCAGGAAAUUGGGAGUUCCCGCCCUGAAGCAGGCGAUGGAGUGGUUUGGUUACCACGGCGGCGCCUGCCGUUCUCCUCUACGGCCGCUCACAGAGGCAGAGACCCAGCAGCUGAGACGGGAUUUCUCCACCAACGGAUGGCUGUGAAAUCAGAACACGUUUUUAACCUGUAGGAGUCUGAAACAGCAAUAAUAAAAUCUAUUUACUCUUUGAUGA